This is a messenger RNA of Austrofundulus limnaeus, 3068 nucleotides long. RefSeq names its product NDC80 kinetochore complex component (gene ndc80). Lineage: Eukaryota; Metazoa; Chordata; Actinopteri; Cyprinodontiformes; Rivulidae. The record is from RefSeq and is a predicted model, not a curated record. Gene Ontology annotation, biological process: attachment of mitotic spindle microtubules to kinetochore. The transcript has 17 exons. Bases 124 to 2049 code for a protein of 641 amino acids. Gene Ontology annotation, cellular component: Ndc80 complex.
AAACAUUUUGGACCUAGGGGCUUGUCGUAGUUUUAUGAUGUCACGGCCGGGGUUUGGAUUGUUUUGGCGGGUUUGAAUUUUGUCGAAGGUUUGAUUCAGUUACAGCUGUGAAAAAUAUCGAAAAUGGAGCGUGGAAGACCGAGCCGAGCAGGAAGCUGCAGACCAGUAGCGUCGGAGCUACCGUUACGGGUGCAGGACAACAACAGGGGUAGCAUGUACGCAACACCACAGAGUAAACUACUUUCUUUUGGAAAGCUCAGCAUGUCAAAAUCAGCAUCUGUGACCUCUGAAAAACGGACCACAUUUUUUGGUGCCAGGACUAGUGGAGCCAGCAUGCCUCGGAGCAGCAUCGUGGGGUUUGGAGGAACUGAGAAGAUCAAAGAUACCAGACCGCUCCAUGAUAAGACAUUUGUUCAGCAGUGUAUCCGGCAGCUGCAUGAGUUCUUAACUGAACAGGGUUUUCCAGGCACUUUAUCAGCCAAAACUCUACAGUCACCUUCCACCAAGGAAUUUGUGAAGAUUUUUGAGUUCAUUUACUGCCAGCUUGAUCCAACCUUUGAGAUGCCAAAGUCCAAAGUUGAGGAGGAGGUUCCAGCUCACCUAAAAGGCUUAGGGUAUCCAUUUGUGCUUUCCAAGUGUUCAAUGUAUUCUGUUGGAGCUCCUCAUACCUGGCCUCAGGCCCUCGGUGCUCUCAUGUGGCUAAUUGAUAAUGUCAAGAUCCAGUGGAGUUUAUCUAAGCAGGAGCGGCUGUUUCCUGACUCCUGUGAAGAUGUCAACAAUAUGGAGGAGGGAGCUGAGUACAGAAAGCUUUUCCUGGACUACACAGCUGAUUCAUACGCCAAGUUCAUGCAGGGUCAGGACACAUUUGAGGAGGAGAAUGAGGAAUUCCUCACCAAAUUGAAGAAGCAUUACAAAGUUGAUGAAACCCUGCUGCUGUCGGAGGAGGAAAAGCUCAAAACCCUCCGUGAGGAGGUUGAGCGCCUGUCAAAAGAGAAUCAGACAGAUCGUCUAAUGACAAAGAAGAUGGAGAUGAUGAAGCUGCAAGCAGACUCGAAGAAUCUUCUGAGUUAUCGAAGCAACAUGGAGUCUUUUAAAGCCAAACUGGAGAACAAAGCCUCAGAACUAAAAGAUGAACUGGGGACAACUGUCAGUCUUUUGGAAUCCCUCAAACACGAGAGGGGAAAACUUCAACAUCUGCUGCAGAACCAAAAGUUCACUCCAGCUGAUGUCGAGAGGAUCAAUGCAGAGAAAAGGGAACUUCAGCAGACCAUCGCUGGUCUCACAAAGUCUCUCGAGGAAGCUGAACAGCACAAGUGGAAUGAAGAAAUUGCUUUGUCUAAAGGGAAAGAGAAGGUGGACUUGAAGCUGACUGAGUACCACAAAUUGGCACGGAAACUCAAGCUGAUCCCACAGUCGGCAGAAAACGCCUGUGGUCACGAUUUUGAGAUUAGGUCAUUGGAAUGUGGACCCGGCAGUGCAGUUCAGCACAAUGUACAGCUGCAGAUGCUUCUGAGAAAGUUGGUCACUGAYGUAGAAGAGGAGAACAGUCGGAUAGUCAACUUGAAACUCAGCCUGGAAGAGUCCAUUGAACAGGUAACUUCCAACAUCCUGGACAAGUCCAAUGACCUUAAGCAGCUCAGAGAACAGAUCCGUAAGUUGGACGAACGACUGGAGUCUAACAUGCAGGAGCUAGCCAGAGAGGAGCAGGACUGGGACAGAGAGAUAGUGUCUGUGGAAAGCCACCGCAAACGUCUUGAGGAGAAAGUUAAUUAUGGUUAUGAUGAGGCUGUGCAGCAGCUAAAGGCAGCGCAACAACAGUAUCACCUGGUGCUGCUAGAGACGAGCGAAGAAAGACGAAUAGUCACCAGCAACCUGACGUCCAUAUUUACCACAGCUGCAAAUCAGUUGUCGGUUAUUGAGAAGUGCAUGGAUGAGCUGCAUAGCCGAGUGCAGCGCGUCACCUCCAAGGCCAUUGAAGAGGAUGAGGCUGCUGUUCAGAGGAUGAAGGAGAUGCUGAGGAGCUUCAAGGCAAAAGCAAAUGGUUUAUAGAGAAAUGCAGCAAAAUGGGGACCUGUUGGCCUUCAAAAAGAGAAUAUUCCUUGAACUUUUAUUUGAAUAGUUUCCAUUUUGUCUUUAAGUAAAUAUAUCUUUUUGGAUUUACAUUUAAAGUGAAAUAAUUUUUGUUUUAUAAUUUUUUUUCUACUAAUUUUUUUAUUUUUUUUGGAUUUGCCUAGUUAAAGGCUGAAUAAAAACAAAACAUCUUAACUGCGUUUAAACAUUGACAAACUCAAGGUGGCAGCACCAAUUUACUGACAAGUGAAACUUCACGUUGCCUGUUAGCUGACAACAUUAGAUGCUAUGUUAUCAGUUCAGUUUUGUUCUUUUUAACCAGCUGUCUAAUUAAUCAGUUUCUUCAUGUUUUUGAAGAGAGUAAGGGCAGCUAAUGUCACCCAUUAGACAAAGAUGCAUAAGAUAAGAAAUGUUAUUUUUUUAAUAUUGUAGUUUAAGGAAAGAGGUUAUCAUAUUCAUUGGUAGCUUUGUUCAUCAGAAAGGAUUGUAGUUCCUAAACCACAUAAAGUUUUUCCUAAAUUUGUGUAAAAGAUUUGGUCAUUGUUUUACACCAGAUGCCAUGCCUGAUGAAACCUGGGCUCUAACCUGCAGCCUCAGAAUAAACAUGGUAUUUAUUUAGAAAUUUAACUCAUAGCGAGUAUUUGUUGUUUUUAGCUUUAAAAGUUAGUUUCAGCUUCCUUAAGYGCUUACAUUGUGUUUUUACUGAAAAUUAAUUUCCUCUCCUUUUUUGUUCAGAGUUGCUCUUGUUAUAAUAAAAACAGAAUCUGGUUUGCUUCAGAUUUUGGAGGAAAACUUUUUUUUUCAUAACUUCAGAUAUUUAUUUGUUCUGUGUUUUAGGCCUGUAAUCAUAUUGUCAUGAAGUCAAAAUACAAGUAAAAUGUUUUGUAAUAAAGGCAUCACCUCAUUGGUCAACCUGGUUUCAUAUUUUACUCAUGCUUAAAAUCAGCAUUGAUCCUAAGUUGGACAAAAAGAAUUAAAGACAGUUUUGGUAAAUAAAA